Halichondria panicea is the source of this 2405-nucleotide messenger RNA. RefSeq names its product probable serine/threonine-protein kinase kinY. The transcript has a single exon. The coding region runs from base 109 to 2346 and encodes 745 amino acids. Gene Ontology annotation, molecular function: protein binding; ATP binding; protein serine/threonine kinase activity. The record is from RefSeq and is a predicted model, not a curated record. NCBI's taxonomy places the organism in Eukaryota, Metazoa, Porifera, Demospongiae, Suberitida, Halichondriidae. Gene Ontology annotation, biological process: protein phosphorylation.
AAUCACUCAUGAAUAAACCUAACAUUCAAAAAGCUCACAAAAGCCACAACCUCUUUUCUAGCUAGCUUAAACCGUACACCUAUAGUUUGCUAAUAACUCAAUAGCUAUAUGGCUGAGAGACAAGACAGUGAACAAGAGUACAUAUUUAGAAAUGUUCAACUGUUCAAGAAUGAUACACUUGGUACUGGCUCCUAUGGGGCAGUGUGUAAAGCCAAGUGUGACCAGCUACUCUGUGCUGCCAAGCUACUCUAUCCAGUGCUUUUUCAAAUGGCUGUUCCUGAUCCUGGCAAAGAACAUAGACACCCGUUUAGAAGAUUUGAAACAGAGUGUGCAUUUCUGAAACGUAUCAACCACCCCAACAUUGUACAGUACUUGGGGACCUAUCGCGAUCCCGACACAAAUGCACCAGUUCUUCUUAUGGAGCUCAUGGACGAGAGUCUGACACACUUCCUAGAGUCAUCACCUGGAGACAUUCCCUACCACAUCCAAGUCAACCUCUCCUAUGACAUAACUCAAGCACUUGCCUUUCUCCACUCCAAUGGGAUCAUCCACCGCGACCUCUCCAGCAACAAUGUCCUACUCAUUGCAGGCACUCGAGCCAAACUCACCGAUUUUGGAAUGUCCAAAUUCAUGGACAUAAACACCACCCGACUAGCCACAAUGACCACAUGCCCGGGAACACCAGCCUUCAUGUCACCCGAGGCACUAAACGAGCCACCAGUGUACACAGAGAAACUAGACACCUUCUCAUUUGGUGUGCUUCUAGUUCAGACUAUAACUCGAAAAUUUCCAAAACCAACAGAUCGAUUUGACACUGUUCAACUUCCUGAUCCAAGAAGUCCAUCUCGCACAGUUGAAGCUAAAUUGCCAAUUUCAGAACUGAUAAGACGGGAAGCCCACAUGAGCCUGAUUGAGCCCACCCACCCUCUACUGCUGAUUGCUCAUCACUGCCUCGAAGACAGAGAUGUUGAACGGCCAUCUUCCCAACAGCUUUGCCAAACACUGGAUGCUCUCAAGAGGACACCACAAUACCAGGAAAGCUCCCAAAAAGACCUAGACCAGAUGCUCAGAGAGAAAGAUGAACAACUACUAAGAAAACAACAAAUUAUAACAGAAAAUCAAGAGCAAAUACAAUUGAGCGAACAAAAUAUAACAGAAAAAAACGAACAACUGCAAGAAAGUCAACAGCUUAUAACGGAAAAAGAGACACAGCUACAUUCAAAUCAAGAGACAAUAACACAAAACAACGAACACUUACACACCAAGGAUAUUGAAAACCAAACUUUUCGACAGGACAAAGCAACCCUUCAACAUGAGGCUGAAGCCAGGGAGAGACAGCUGAGGAGACUCAACCAGGAGUUGCAAUCCAGUGAGGAGAACAUUACUGCCCUCCAACAAUCCAUUGAUCAACGAGACAGAGAAGUGACUGACCUGAGACAAACGUUGGCAAGCAAGAACGACAAAAUUCACUAUUUAUCGACUCGAAUGCAUCAAGUUGCACUGCAAGAAGAACAAGCUACAAUAAUGAAACCUGUUACAAUAGAGUCACUACCUGAUGCACCUGAUACUAUGGGGCAUGGAUCAUCAGCUGUGAUUGGAGACAAGGCAUACUUUAAUUCAUACGGAAGUAAAACUGUUUAUGAGUUCAGCAACAAUCAAUGGCACAAGUUACCACGAUGCCCUAAUAAGAACUUCACUAUUGUCAGUGUUGAUGACAUGCUCACAACUGUGGGGGGAUAUUCAGACACACCAGGCUAUAGUAACAAACUCUACAGCUAUAUUAACAACAAAUGGGUCGAACACUUCCCUCCCAUGCCAACUAGACGGUGGGGACCUGGAGCUGUGUGCGCUAACAACACACUUGUAGUGACUGGAGGAUAUUGCGAUUCAAAACAUACAGUCGAGAUAUUAAACACUGCUCUCAUGCGAUGGUCUAUUGCUGCCUCACUACCUGUGCGAACCGAUGACCUAUCAACAACGAUCUGUGGAGACUAUGUGUACAUACACCCACGAGCUGAGAAGAAGUAUUCAGUGUACAAAUGCUCAUUAAGACAACUAACUCAGUCGCAGCUAAGCUCAGCUAUAUGGGAGAAGAUUGCCCCUUUACCAGUUAGUGACUCCUCUCUCGUUACCAUCAAUGGCCACCUGCUGGCGGUGGGUGGGAGGGACUCCAAUAGAGAUAAGACUAAGGACAUACAUCAGUAUAGCGAGACAUCAUUGACUGUCAUUAGUCAAAUGUCAAUACCUCGAUCAUCAUGCCACACUGUUGCCCUCCCUGGGAACAAACUGAUGGUGGUGGGUGGAUAUGGUGCACCGACAAAAUGUGAAAUAGUUACUUUUGUAUAGUUACUGUACUGUACCUCGUAACUUGUUUUUUGUGUGUUUUAUUAUGCUUAAAAAAAUUA